UCGAUUUUCGUGUAAGUGACUGAACGCAUGCGUCUGACAAUUUUCGGCCAUAUUGUUAUGACGCAUACAAGAUCAUAGGUCUCCGCCAGUGACGAGUCUUCUCGCAGUUGACGUGGCUACUACGUACCGUCCCGUUCGCCCACUCCGGACGCAGCAUAUACGGUGACGAGGAAUACGUAACUGGUGAGCCAAGUGGGCAUGGACGGAAUGGUGGAGGAGAACGGCACAAGUGGCGCGGGAGGCGUCUCGGACCCGCUGUCGGGCGCGGGCUCGUCCGCCAAUACCACACCUCAUGUAGUGACGAGCAUUGUGCAACUCACAUUACCAGCACAAGCCCCGUCUGCACAGGUCCAGUCAGUUAUACAACCCAAUCAACAGUCUGUGAUUCAAACUGCAUCCAACAUUCAGUCGGUGCAGUUACCUAAGGGAAAUGUUAUACUUGUUAGUAAACCUAACUCUGUCAUUCACACAACUCCCGGAACAUUACAAACUCUGCAGAUAAAACCAGAGCCAAACAGUCUUGUUGGUGUCCCGGGACAGUCAUGUAGUGAUGAAAGCAGUGAAGAAGAUAGUCCAAAAAGAGAAAAAUAUAGAGAAAUGCUAAGCAGACGACCAUCCUACCGGAAAAUUCUUAAUGACUUGGGAGGUGCUGAAAUUGCUGAAAAUCGCAUGGGAAUAAAACCAGGAUCUGAGAAUGAAGUGUCGCUGACAUCCUCUUUGUCAUUUGCACCAGUAAUUCCAGCUGGAGCGUUACAGACCGAAGGUGGGAUCCACACGUUGGCAGUGUCGGGGACGACAGCAGGUGGAGCCAUAGUUCAGUACGCCAACCAGGAUGGACAGUUCUAUGUGCCCGGACCUAUAUUAGAAGAUCAAACACGUAAAAGAGAGCUUCGGUUGCUAAAGAACAGGGAAGCCGCGAGAGAAUGCCGACGCAAGAAAAAAGAAUACAUAAAAUGUCUUGAAAACAGAGUAGCAGUUUUAGAAAAUCAGAAUAAAGCACUAAUAGAGGAGCUGAAGUCACUCAAGGAACUUUAUUGCCAGCAAAAAACAGAAUGAGGUCCAGCCGGCUAAACAGGUGUGCCACUGCUCCGCCGGUGAGAGCCCGAGGCACGCAAUGUCACAUUCGUCCGGUAUCUGAUUGAGGUACCACACAACUUGUCUGAGAUGAGGUGCACUCUAAAAUGCAGAUAAUGAACAGCAAGAGGUGACCCGACGGCAACAUCAUGAGCAUUGAAGUGUCUAUUUGUUGUUUUUCCUGGUUUCCCAAGCUUUUUUUUUUUUUUGUAAAUAAGUUUAUUUACAUUGAGUAUGCAGGUACUUUGUAAUUAUAAGAACCUAGUGACACUAGCUGCCAAUUAAUAUUAUUCAUUUAUAGAAUUAUAAUUUGAAAUUGUUGGAAUUUUGUUUCAAGUGAUGUGUUAUUGUUUGUAUAAUAAGUUGAUUUAUGGUUACUUAGAGGGUAAGUAUGGAUAUAUUUUUUCAUAAAAGAAAAAAAAAGAAAAAUAUUACUUAGUAUUACCACAGAUUGCUAAAUAAGUAUUCCACUGCAUAAUAUUAUGUAUACAUUUUAAUUUUAUUUUCGUUUUGUACUUGUUACCUACCAUGUUCCAUAAAUUGUUUAUAAUACAGAAAUACUUUCUUUAUCACUCUCUGGUUGUUGAGAAAACGAAUUAACAUCAUUAUAAUAUACAUUUUAGUAUGAUGGCGCAAACCUAAAUUGAUUGGUGUUAUUUAUAUCACCUUAUUUAAAUGUUAUGUUAUAAUUGUUAUUCAAUAUAUGGUAAAUCACCCAAUCAUUGGUAUUUUAAGCCAACGCCUUUACCCUAUACUUCGGGUAGUUUGCCCUAUAAUUUAUCAAAAUCUGCUUACUUUAUUGACCAUCGUCAAAGUGCCAUUUUUGGUGAUUAUAUGACAUUUUCAUUUUAAACAAAUUGUAUUUUCUGACGAUUUAAAUAUUUCGUAUGGAUUGGAUUGUGUUUUCUGCAUUUGAGUUUUUUAAUAAAUUGUUUGUAUUACUGUCAUCUUAUUGAUGAUGAAAAUGAAAGUAAUGAUCAAUAUUUAAUUAAGUAUUAUAAAUCUGAUCAUGAUUAAGAAUUUACACAUUAUGCAUUUACAUUAUCCAAUAAGAAUCAAUGUUCAAAGUCAAAACUAUUUGCUAUUCCCAAUAUGUUUGUAAUAAAUUUUAAUGAAAGGUUCUAAAAUCUGUAGGUUUUGUAAAAUCAAUAUAUACCUACUUUCCAGGCAUAUUAUGAUAUUUUAUUAUGUUACUACAGCUUAAGUUAAGGUAGAAAAAUUAUUUUCAUAUCCUCGAAAAACUAUACGAUCGUUCUGUAGUUAUAUGGGCGAAUUUGCGUUGGGCAUAGAGUUACCCUUAAAUUCAAUAAUUUUAAAACCUUUCC
Messenger RNA from Aricia agestis (brown argus), 2399 nucleotides. RefSeq names its product cyclic AMP response element-binding protein B (gene CrebB). NCBI's taxonomy places the organism in Eukaryota, Metazoa, Arthropoda, Insecta, Lepidoptera, Lycaenidae. Gene Ontology annotation, biological process: regulation of transcription by RNA polymerase II. Gene Ontology annotation, molecular function: RNA polymerase II cis-regulatory region sequence-specific DNA binding; protein binding; DNA-binding transcription factor activity, RNA polymerase II-specific. The transcript has 7 exons. Gene Ontology annotation, cellular component: nucleus; transcription regulator complex. The record is from RefSeq and is a predicted model, not a curated record. Bases 199 to 1056 code for a protein of 285 amino acids.